Molecule: messenger RNA, 1676 nt
Organism: Silurus meridionalis
Lineage: Eukaryota; Metazoa; Chordata; Actinopteri; Siluriformes; Siluridae
Gene: nots
Product: nothepsin
Exons: 9
Coding region: 1-1233 (410 amino acids)
Biological process (GO): proteolysis
Molecular function (GO): aspartic-type endopeptidase activity
Source: RefSeq, a predicted model, not a curated record
AUGAAGCGAGUACUUCUGCUUUUCUGUUCUUUGAGCUUUGUUCAUGGCCUUAUAAGAGUGCCUCUGAUGAAGAUGUCUACUAUGAGGAGUCAUUUAAGAGCAGCUAACCAGCUAAAGGACUUUAUGAAGGACCAUCAGGUGGAUGCUUUCUCUCGUCGCUAUGCCCAGUGUUACCCGACUAACUUAGCAUCUCUUGAACCUGGAAAAGUAGCAGAAAGACUCUACAACUUUAUGGAUGCACAAUACUAUGGACAGAUCAGUCUGGGAACCCCAGAGCAGAACUUCACUGUGGUCUUUGACACUGGAUCUGCUGAUUUGUGGGUGCCUUCAUCUUACUGUGUCAGUCAAGCAUGUGCUGCACAUCAUAGGUUCAAGGCUGUGGAGUCGAGCACCUAUGUUCAUGACGGCCGGGUCUUUGGCAUUCACUAUGGCUCUGGACACCUGCUGGGUGUGAUGGCUAAAGAUAUCCUGAGGGUUGGCUCUAUGGUUCUGCCGGAUCAGGUGUUUGGGGAGUCAGUGUAUGAGCCAGGCAUGUCCUUUGUCAUGACCAGGUUUGAUGGUGUUUUGGGCCUCAGUUACCCCUCGCUGGCUGAGGAACUUGGAGCGCCUGUAUUUGACAACAUGAUGAACCAAAACAAACUGGAAAAGCCUAUAUUCUCCUUCUACCUUCGCAAGAAUGGCAAAAUUACUGCUAUAGGAGGAGAACUGUUGCUGGGAGGUGUGGAUGAAGAGCUCUACAUUCCUCCCAUUAACUGGCUCUCAGUCACUCUAAAAGGCUACUGGCAGAUCAAAUUAGAUACAGUAAAGGUUCAGGGAAGUGCUACAUUUUGCCACUCUCACAGUUGCCAGGUGAUUGUUGACACGGGAACAACGCUCAUCAGUGGACCAACAGUGUACAUCCUGAUCCUUCAGCAGCUCAUUGGAGCUACACCUUCUUCCAUAGGAGAGUAUCUUGUUGAUUGCACCAGGAUCAGCAGUUUGCCUGUGGUGUCUUUUGUGCUUAAUGGAGUGGAGUAUGCUCUCAGAGCAGAUGCCUACAUUCGCAGAGAUACAUUGAAUAAUGAGGAAAUUUGUAUAAGCGGCUUUCAAGCGAUGGAUAUCAUGUCUGCAUUCGGCCCUAUCUGGAUUCUUGGGGACAUUUUCCUCUCGCAGGUUUACAGUAUCUAUGACAGGGGUGAGGACCGGGUUGGCUUUGCUCGACUCUCUGACAAGGCCACAAGUCUCAAUAUUUAGUAAAAGCGGGUGUCAGAUUCACUCACCUCCUUCUUAUGUUCUUAUUGGUGUGACAUUUAGAUAUAUUUAAUCGGGAAAAUUAUGCACGAGGACUGUCUGUUCUUCAUAACUGUGAGAAUCAAUUUAUCAAGCAAUUAAGCAGUUUGACUAAUUUAAACUAGCAUCCCAGAAUUUGUCCAUUAACUUCAGUAUUUUAAUUGCAUUCAUUUUUUUUUUUCCAGGUAAAUAGUGAUGACUAAUUAAAUAAUAAUAAGAUGGGUGUUUAUGUCCAAGCUUUUUCACAUGAUUUGAGGUGUUAAUUUCAGUACUUAAGAAUAAUAAAGGUCUUCCUUUUAUUUACUGGUGGCUUUUUGUGUGUUUAGUGUGCAUAUUUGUCAGGAGUAAGUUUCAUUUAAGUAAGUUAGAACAUUUGUGCUGUCUAAUGAAUGAGAGGAGCUUAUAUG